AUUCAACUGUUAAGUAUUGCGAGCAGCCUGGUUGCUCAAGCAAAACUCGCUGCUUGCAAGUACUAGGUACCUUCGUUCUUGAUAUUUUUCAUUAUCAUAUUGUUUCUGUUUUUGAAUGAUGAAAAUAACUAAUUAAUAUGUAGAUCCACAACGUGUUUCCAAUUAGAUGAAGGAUGUGAUUAAAUAAAGAUGUACUCUUAUUUUAGACCUCGUUACAGAAUAAUUAAUUGGUAGUGAACUGUAUAUAUGUUUCAUCUACAAAAGUCUUGCAAGGAAGGUGGCAAAGUGACUAAUGUCAUUGCCACUCCUGGGCAAGGAUCAGAUCGUUCUGUUGAAGUGUGUUGGACAGACACCAAAGUGAUUGGCAAUGGCUCCUUUGGUGUUGUUUAUCAAGCUAGACUUGUGGAUUCUGGAGAAUUGGUUGCUAUUAAGAAAGUGUUACAAGACAAGCGAUUUAAGAAUCGAGAACUUCAAAUUAUGCGGAAACUUAACCAUUGCAAUAUCGUAAAAUUGAAGUAUUUCUUUUACUCAGAAGGGGAAAAAAAGGAAGAAGUGUAUCUCAACCUCGUUCUGGAAUAUAUUCCAGAAACAGUGUAUAGAAUUGCACGACAUUAUAGCAAGUCCAAGCAAACUAUACCUACCUCUUAUGUUAAGCUCUAUAUGUACCAAUUGUUUAGGAGUUUAGCCUAUAUUCAUUCCCUUGGAAUUUGCCAUCGUGAUAUUAAACCACAAAACCUUUUAGUCGAUACUGAAUCUGGUGUUCUAAAGUUAUGUGACUUUGGGAGUGCUAAACAUCUAAUUAAAGGUGAACCAAAUGUGGCAUAUAUUUGUUCCCGUUAUUAUAGAGCUCCAGAACUGAUAUUUGGUGCUACUGACUACACAACAAUGAUUGAUGUCUGGUCAGCUGGCUGUGUUUUAGCUGAACUUUUGUUGGGACAACCCAUAUUUCCUGGGGAUAGCGGGGUAGACCAGUUGGUAGAAAUCAUCAAAGUUCUAGGAACUCCCACUAAAGAAAAGAUUAGAGAAAUGAAUAAGAAUUACACUGAGUUCAGAUUUCCUCAGAUUAAAGCUCAUCCUUGGCAAAAGGUGUUCAGAGCCAGGACUUCCCCUGAAGCUAUUGAUUUGGUUUCUCAGUUGUUGGAAUACACGCCAUCGGCACGCAUCACCCCUCUCCAAGCCUGUUCUCACAAGUUUUUUGACGAGUUACGACAACCAGGCACUAGGUUGCCCAAUAAUCGUGAACUUCCUCCACUUUUUAAUUUCACUGAACAUGAAUUGAAAAUUCAGCCCUCCCUCAACUCCAUAUUGAUUCCUUCUUACUUGCGUAAUAGCUCUAUAGCAGAGAGAAGCGAGGCAUGUGACUCUGGCGCCAUUGCUGCUGCCGCUGCCCCUGAUGUUAUUCCUGCUGAACCACAACCGUGUGGCUCAUCUGCAACAUGAUGGCCAUUCACAUAACUAUGUACACAUGUUUAUAUAUUGACUGACGGACGGUCAAGGUGUCACAACCUUGCAGAACAUAUAGUCUCUUCGCCUUGUUGACAUUUAUGUACAUAAGAUAGAUUUACAAUUCUUGGCGUUUUUAUUUCUAUUUAUCCCUUCAGAGCGGUACAUUUCGUCUUCCACCAGGAGUGAAAUGUCUGUACUGAAAAUACACUGUACAGAUGCAGGAUUCUCUGCCGCCAUAUUUUCUUUUGCUUAUACAGGCCCUUGGCUAAAUUAUUAGACGCACUAUAAGAUUCUAUGUAAAAUCUUAGUUCCUGGGUGAUACUAUACAGCUUUAUUGUUUUGACGCGACUGAAACCGGUUUGCAUUCGUGCAUCAGUUGGUUAAAUCAGACGACAUAUAGUAUAAAUUCGACAAGCAAAUAGAUUAGAUUAUAUGAAUAUGGAAUAUUUAUUAUAUCAGGAAUUAUAUUAGUAAAUUAUAAUAAUUCAAUCAAAUUAUUCGACGCAAUGUAGUUACGUUAAUAAUGACAUGUUUUGCACGAGUUUAUAUGCAAUACUUUUAUUCUUAAACAUUCGUGUAAUGGGUUUUUAUUCAGGAGAUUUUUUGUAUACUUCCUGUUUGUAUUUAUUUUUAACGUAUUGCAUUACAAAUGGUAACCAAUUGAUACACGAACAUAAGCAAGUGCAAACGUGUUUCAGCCGUGUUAAAACAAUAAAGCUAUAAAGUAUCACCGGAUAAUUAAGAUUUUACAUGGAAUCUUAAAGUGUGUCUAAUAAUUUUUCCGGGGACUGUAUUGAUUGUAAAGCAUUCUGAUCUUGAAUAUUCUUGCACCAGUUGUAAUCAGAUUAUGAAACUGUCACAAAACUUUGUAAAAAAAAAAAAAAAGGAAAGCAACAAACUUAUCAGCUUUUGUAUAUUUGGGGAGAUUCGACUGAUUCCGAGCCUUUAGUUUCUCGCCGGGUUCUUAAAUUUGUAUCUUCAUUUUAAAAACGUGUAAUUAGUAUUGUGAGUAAUUUUAAUGAAAACUUAAUUCAAGUAUGUGAUCUUUGGAUUAUAAGUAAAGCAAUAGCUAGCCUAAA
This is a messenger RNA of Parasteatoda tepidariorum (common house spider), 2525 nucleotides long. Its product is annotated as glycogen synthase kinase-3 beta. Gene Ontology annotation, molecular function: ATP binding; protein serine/threonine kinase activity. The record is from RefSeq and is a predicted model, not a curated record. Gene Ontology annotation, cellular component: nucleus; axon; cytoplasm. NCBI's taxonomy places the organism in Eukaryota, Metazoa, Arthropoda, Arachnida, Araneae, Theridiidae. Gene Ontology annotation, biological process: cell differentiation; positive regulation of proteasomal ubiquitin-dependent protein catabolic process; regulation of microtubule cytoskeleton organization.